GAUACGAAGAGAGCCUCAGAUGAUUCUCUAGUAGUUGCAAGACCAUUAGCUUUGAUAUUAGAUUAUCAUGGUUUAAAGGUCCUAUCCAGUUGUUGUACAACUACAGAUCUAUUAGAAGAAGGUAAUAGGGUUUACAUUAAUAAGAAUGAAGAACGUGAGUUAGCAGUUGAUUAUGAUGCAGUUUAUCUAGUCCAACCUACACCUGAUUCCAUUGAUCGUAUAAUACGGGACUUCAAGGAUUAUGAUACUAAGAAGAAGAAGAAGUUCCGUCCUAAAUACCGUUCUGCAUUUGUAUAUUGUACAAGUCCAAUGCCCAAGAGGGUUAUGGAUCAGUUAGCUUCAGUAUCUGAG
Perkinsus marinus ATCC 50983 is the source of this 351-nucleotide messenger RNA. Its product is annotated as syntaxin-binding protein, putative. The annotation marks the transcript as partial. NCBI's taxonomy places the organism in Eukaryota, Perkinsozoa, Perkinsida, Perkinsidae. Gene Ontology annotation, molecular function: syntaxin binding. Gene Ontology annotation, cellular component: plasma membrane; secretory granule. The transcript has 4 exons. The record is from RefSeq and is a predicted model, not a curated record. Gene Ontology annotation, biological process: vesicle-mediated transport; intracellular protein transport.